AUGGCCUUGUUGACAUUGGUCCUUGGGCCUGCAAUUCUUUUAUUGAUAUAUCUUUUCAUUCAACAUGGUCUACGUCCGUCCAGGUCCAACAACAACUUCCCGCCAGGACCACCGCCUGUACCGUUUCUCGGAAACCUCCAUCAGAUACCACUGACCAAGCCCUUUCUCCAGUUUGCCGAAUGGAGCCGAACCUACGGUUCCCACGGCCUUGUCGGCCUGCAACUCGGCCCGAGCAAACAGGCCGUCGUCGUCAACUCUUGGAAGUCAGCUCGUGACCUCUUGGACCAACGCGGCGCAAUCUACUCGUCUCGGCCCUACGUGCCCAUCGUUGAGUAUGUGGUACCGCCGCCGGGCGACAUUCAUCUCGUCUUCAUGCCAUACGGGUCCAAGUGGCGCAAGGCAAGAAAGACCAUCACGGACUAUUUGAAGGAUGAAGAAGUCGACAAGCUGGUGGCUCUGCAAGACGCUGAAUCUUCCCAGAUGAUGCAUGAACUGCUGUCUGAACCCCGCAGCUAUCAUGAUCAUAUUUUGAGGUACUUUGGUUCUAUAAUUAUGUCGAGUGUCUUUGGCACCAGGGGAAAAGACUUUUCUGAUGAGGGGAGGAUCAAGCAGUUCUUUGCUUGUCAAAACGAGUGGGCAGGCAUGCUGGACCAAGGAGCCGUUCCGCCCUUUGACGUGUUCCCGUUCUUGCAGUACGUGCCGGACGUCAUGACGCCGUGGAAUGGCUGGCAGCAGAGGGCUGCUGCGUUGAAAAAGAUGCAGAAUGGGCUGUAUCACGACUUGUUUGAAGAAGCCAAGGCCCGCAUUCGACAGGGGAAGGGCGAGGACAGCUUUGUGUCCAGUCUUCUCCGAAACAACGAGAAGGAAGAAUACAGCGAUGUCGAGCUGGAAUACAUCGCUGGGUUUCUCAUGGAAGGCGGGUCUGAUACCACUGCCGGUGCUUUUGAAACCUUUGUUCUGGCUAUGGCUGCGUAUCCGGACAUUCAGAAACAGGCGCAGGCAGAGGUCGAUUCUGUCUUUGGAGACGACGGCGUGCGUUCCAAGAAGCUCAAUGGAGCUGUGAUGCCUUACCUCAAGGCCUGCUUCUUCGAGACUUUACGAUGGCGCCCCGGCUUCCCACUAGCUAUCCCUCAUGCCACCACUCAGGAUGACAUCUACGAAGGUUAUCAUAUCCCGGCCAAUACCACCAUCCUCAUGAAUGUUUGGGCUAUCAGUCACGAUCCGGAUGAGUACGACGACCCGGACUCAUUCAACCCCGAACGAUUCAUCGGCAGCACAUUCGGCGUCAAAGAAGCUGAUGGGAGCACCAAAGAGACCCUGGACCCGUCCCGAAGGCCCACGUACAGUUUUGGAGCUGGAAGAAGAGUUUGCGCGGGCCAGCGGAUGGCCGAGAACAGCAUGCUGAUGAUCAUGUCAAAGCUGCUUUGGUGCUUUGACGUCGUGCCAGGAGAUCGGAUGCCGGAUACCAAUGUUCAGACCGCUUUCAAGGAUGCAAUUCUGACAGGCCCAAAGCUCUUCGACGUUAGCUUCAGAGUGCGAAGUGAGAAACGGCGAAAGGUUUUGGUAGAUGAAUGGCGUAAGGCGGAUGCAUGGCUCCAGCGGUUCGAGUAA
This is a messenger RNA of Colletotrichum graminicola M1.001, 1611 nucleotides long. RefSeq names its product cytochrome P450. Gene Ontology annotation, molecular function: heme binding; monooxygenase activity; iron ion binding. NCBI's taxonomy places the organism in Eukaryota, Fungi, Ascomycota, Sordariomycetes, Glomerellales, Glomerellaceae. The record is from RefSeq and is a predicted model, not a curated record. The transcript is spliced from 2 exons. The coding region runs from base 1 to 1611 and encodes 536 amino acids.